GUAGUGUCAAAGACCAAUAAGACGGGAAAAGAUGGCGAAGAGUCAUGUGACGGAAGAUCUUCCAGUAAUAGUACUUCAACCAGUCGAUCAGAAGAGGGUAUGGCCAUAGGAGCAAGAAGAUUGAUGGAUACAAGAAGAAGCAGACACCAUCGACCGCACAAGCGAAGCCACCAUAGACACAAGCACAGACACGGCAAGACACAACACAAACACGCAUCCCAAAACCACAGAAGGCGAAAGCACCCGAACUUACACAGAGAAAUUAGGAACAAUUUACACAAAUAUGAACAGUAUAUGGGGAGUUUAGACAGAGUAUCAAAAGAACAUGACGAAGACGACACAGAAUUGACUAGGGAAAACAUGAAGCACCACCACAGGAAACAUCACGGAAGACGCAGACAUAAACACAAGAGGCAUCAUGGAAGGAAACAUAAGAAUUUAAGAAGAGAAGUGGAUGAAGCGAAGAUGUCUAAAGCUGAUAGCGAAUAUGAAGAGGAGGCAGCAGCUGAACUGGCCCUGGAUCAGACUAAAGGUCACUCCAUCGUGGCGCCUGAAGAUGAAUCUGAAGAAACGCCUCCACCGAAACCUAUGCGAAAUAAAUUCAUACACCCGCCGUUUACACCUCCACUGCAAAAGGAUUUUGAUGGUUACAACGAAGCGCUCCCAGGACAAAGAAAACCAGACAUGCAAAGAACACCUAAACGUAAUAACUUCAUGCAUCAACCCCUGGAUAGACCCGCUGAUCAUCCGAAGGACUCGGAUGAUGAUAACGAUAAGGCCGUGGAGCAACGAAAGCCACCUAAUCGUUACAAUUUCAUGAACCAACCCCUUGGGAGACAACCUGGAAAUGACGGUGACCAUGAAAAGGACUCCGAUGGCGAUAACGAAAAGCCCCCAGGUCACCGAAAGCCACCUAAUCGUUACAAUUUCAUGAACCAACCCCUGGGGAGACAACCUGGAAACGACCGUGAUCGUGAAAAGGCAUCCGAUGGAGAUAACGAAAAUUCUCCAAAAGAAAGGAAACCUAAUCGUUAUUUCACAAAUCAACCAAAAAGACCACGAGAUGGAAAGUCUGAUGUUGACAACGAAAAGCCACCCAAUCGUUAUAAAUUCAAUAACAAACCCAAGAGAAGGCCGCCUGGUGGAAAGGACUCGGAUAAAGAAGACCUAAGACCAAACAGUUUCAGAAAUCCACCAAUGGGGAGACCACCAAUGAGAAGACCGCCCAAUUUAGAAAAAGACAACAGUGCUAUAGAAAAAUUUGGGAAUCCCGGACCAAGAAUGGAUUACCCAGAGUUUGCAAGUAAGGGUGGACCUAAACAAGAUAUUAAUGUACCUCUAGAAGAAGAAGAUUCUAGCGAAGAUGAUGGUAUUGACUCCUCAGCAAGCACGUUCACCGUAAACUCCAAUGAUGCCAGGAAAAUGGGACCUCAACCUACUCGCAAAAAACCAUGCAAAUACGGGGUUACUACAUCAAAUAAGUCUGGAAAAGAUUCCACGCAGAAAAAGUCUUCGUUCAGUUUGAAACACAUCAAAAAAGGUCUACUGAGGAAAAUUUACGAAAUGUCCAAACAAGGGAAGCAAGGAUUAAAAAAAUUAAGGAAAAAUCUGACAGCGCCAUCUAGUAGAAGUGACGAGGAACACGUUAUAAAGUCCAAUAUCUACAAAGCGCUUGGCUACAUGAAGGGCUUGACUAUUUUGCCGACAUCCGAGAAGUACACACUUACUAUGGACCCGAGGAAGUACUUCAAAUGA
This is a messenger RNA of Pectinophora gossypiella (pink bollworm), 1755 nucleotides long. RefSeq lists its product as uncharacterized. The coding region runs from base 100 to 1755 and encodes 551 amino acids. The record is from RefSeq and is a predicted model, not a curated record. Lineage: Eukaryota; Metazoa; Arthropoda; Insecta; Lepidoptera; Gelechiidae. The transcript is spliced from 2 exons.